UUGCAUAAAUAGACACACGUCUCGUACGUUGCAUUAGUACAGAAAUUUCCUUCUGUCCGACUUGACUCUCCAAAGAAGCUUGAAAUUGCUUCCGAAGAUCCUCAGUGGAAGAACCCAAGAAGAUGUCUCUGCCUCCGCUGCUGUAUUCCUCCUGGUGGGAAGGAUUGAAUCGUCCCCAUUAUCUGCGUGAUCAGGGUUUUGGUAUGGGAAUUCGUCCUGAUCUUACCCAGCGACAGCUAAUGGAUCGUUAUUACGCUCCGUUGGGUAGUGACGUCUCUGGUUUUUCAACGAUCACCGACGAUAAAAACGUCUUUCAAGUUCUGCUAGACGUUCAUUUAUUCAAGCCUGAUGAGAUAAAAGUGAAACUAGUUGACAAAUUUGUUGUGGUUGAAGCCAAACAUAUGGAGAGACAAGACGAGCAUGGUUUUGUCACUAGGCAAUUUUUACGGAAAUAUGUAGUGCCUGAUGUUGUCGACACUGAUUUAAUUAAGGCAGAAUUGUUUGUUGAUGGUAUUCUGGUGAUUAUGGCACCGGUUAAAGAUGUCAAAGAAAAUAAACUUGAGAAGAUUAUAAAUAUUGAGAGAACUGGAAAGACUUUUCUUGAUACUAGAAUGAUGGGUGAUACUCAAAAUUUCCCGAUUGGCACGGAUCGCUACAAGGACACGGUCGUCCAUACUACUGACAUGGAUCAGGGUCUUACUACUGGUACUACUCCUGGUACUACUUCUAACACUACUUGUACUACUGGUACUACUACUGGUAUUACUACUCCUACUACUACUGACACUACUGCUGAUACUACUACCUAUGGUAUUACUACUGGUAUUCCUACUGGUAUUACUACUGGUACUACUACUGGUACUACUACUGGUAUUAUUACUGCCCCUACUACUGGUACUCUGGAUACUAUGCAAAAAUUGAACGAGAGUAAGAAAGACAGCGAAGAGAUUAUGAAGGACAAGAGGAGGGAACUAGACGAAAUGAUGGAAGGCAGGAGGGGAGAAUGCAUGAAAUUAGUCGAGGAGAAGAAGACAAUAUAUGAGAAUUUAAUGGAGGAGAAGAAGAAGAACGAAAGGGUAGAAAAUAAGUUAAAGAUGGACGAGAAGAAGAGAGACGAGAGAAAGAAGUUUUAA
Messenger RNA from Cephus cinctus (wheat stem sawfly), 1133 nucleotides. Its product is annotated as heat shock protein 67B1. Gene Ontology annotation, biological process: protein refolding; response to heat. NCBI's taxonomy places the organism in Eukaryota, Metazoa, Arthropoda, Insecta, Hymenoptera, Cephidae. Gene Ontology annotation, molecular function: protein folding chaperone. The record is from RefSeq and is a predicted model, not a curated record. The transcript has a single exon. The coding region runs from base 123 to 1133 and encodes 336 amino acids.